This is a messenger RNA of Strongyloides ratti, 3186 nucleotides long. Its product is annotated as Cation-transporting P-type ATPase family and Cation-transporting P-type ATPase, C-terminal domain and P-type ATPase, A domain and HAD-like domain and P-type ATPase, transmembrane domain and P-type ATPase, cytoplasmic domain N-containing protein. Gene Ontology annotation, molecular function: nucleotide binding; P-type sodium:potassium-exchanging transporter activity. The transcript is spliced from 2 exons. The record is from RefSeq and is a predicted model, not a curated record. Gene Ontology annotation, biological process: intracellular potassium ion homeostasis; proton transmembrane transport; potassium ion import across plasma membrane. NCBI's taxonomy places the organism in Eukaryota, Metazoa, Nematoda, Chromadorea, Rhabditida, Strongyloididae. The coding region runs from base 1 to 3186 and encodes 1061 amino acids.
AUGUCUGAAAAUAGUAAGGAUGAAGGAAAUUUAUUUAAAAAAAUAUUUAAAGAAUAUUAUUUAACAGAACAUACUUUAGACAUAAAAGAUCUAGCAGAUAUAUAUCCUUUAUCAAGAAUUAAUAUUGACAAUGUCAUGUUAAGUCGUGGUUUAACAUCUGAAGAAGCUGAUUUUAAAUUAUCAUUAGAAGGAAAAAAUAUUAUUUUAGGAAAUAAUUAUAAAGUCAAAAAUCCAUUUACAUGGUUUAAAUCAUUUAUCUUAGAAAUUUUACACACAUUUCGUUUAUUAAUGUUAUUCUCAGCAAUUAUUUGUCUUUUAAUAUUCUUUCUUAACACUCAAAGAAGUAUGGAAUUAAGUAUUAGUAUAUUUUUAACAACAGUCCUUACUUUUUUAUGCAUUGCUAGUUUAAUACAAAAAAAAAGAAUAUCUGAACAUGUUAAAAGUUUUCAAAAAUUGAUAUAUAAAGAAUGUGAAGUAAUACGUGACAAUUGUAUUAAAACAAUUUCUGCCAUUAAUGUUGUAUGUGGAGAUUUAUUAUAUGUUAAUGAAGGUGAUAGAUUAGUAGCUGAUGUUAGAUUAUUACAAUCAUCAAAUUUAUUAAUAGAAUCAUCAUGGUUAACAGGACAAUCACAAUCAUUUAAAUAUAUUUCAGAUGUUGAAGAUAAACAUACUGAAGUAUAUGCAUCAAGAAAUAUUAUUUAUAAAGGUAGUUAUUGUAUUCAAGGAAGUGGAUUAGGUUUAGUUGUUAAAACAGGUAAUGAUACAAUUAUUGGAAAACUAAUUAAAGAACAUACAUAUAAGUACAAAGAAAAAACAACAUUAGAAAAAGAACAUAAAGUAUUUAUUAUUACUAUUACUAUAAUAUCAUUUUUAUAUGGAUUAUUAACAUUUUUUUUGGGUGUUUGUUUAAAUGAAAUUAAUAAUUUUUCUGAUAUUGUAACACUUUUUAUAAAUGGUUUUUUGGUAAUUGUCCUUUCAAAUAUUCCACAUGGUUUAACUGUUAUUUUAACAACACAAUUAAUAAUUGUAGCUCGAAGACUUGGAAAACAACAUAUGUUUAUAAAAAAAUUAGAAAUGGCUGUUACAUUUGGUGAGACAACAGUUUUACUUUGUGAUAAAAAUACAAUUAUGGAUACUAGUGAACAGAAGAUAGGAAAUAUAUGGUAUAAUAAUAAAAUAAUAAAUUCAAAUGAUUUAAUAAAAAAAAUAAAAGAAAGUAAAGAAAAUAAUGAUGAUGAUGAUGAUGAUAUUGAAAAUGAUAUAAUAAAUGAAAGUUUUGAAUUAAAAACAUUAAUUGAAAUAAUGUGUUUAUGUAAUAGAGGUGUUAUUGAACAUCAUUCUAAUUCACGAUCUUCUAUUAAAAAUUUUUCAAAUAAUAUGUAUAUUUCAGAUAAUAAUAAAAUUAAUAUGGAUACUAUUAAAAAAAGUAGUAAUAAUUUAGAUCAAAAUUUAGAAAGUAAAUAUUUUAAAGGAAAACCUACAGAUGUUUCUUGUUUAAAAUUUAUAACAAAAUUUAUAACAACUAAAGAAUUAUUAUUAUUACGUGAGAUAAAUACAAUUGUAUAUGAAGAACCAUUUGAAGUACAAUCACGUACACAUUUAAUUAUAUUUUUAAAUGAAAAAGAUAAAAAUAAUUUAUCUUUCAUUGAUGAAAUUCCUUAUGUAUCAUAUACACUUAUGGUUAAAGGGGCUGCUGAAGAAUUAUUUUGUCGAUGUUCUACAAUAUAUAUUAAUAAUAAAGAAAUGAAUAUUACAAAUGAGAUAAAAGAAGAUUUUGAAAAAGCUUUUUUAUCAUUAGCUGAGAAGCAACAAAGUUGCUUAGGUUUUGCAUAUAAAAAAUUUUUAGCACCAUUAGAAUUAAAUUUUAAUAAUACAAAGAUGCUUCAAAUAUAUUGUCCAUUUAUUACUUCAAAUGAUAAAGAAUGGUCAUUUAUUGGAAUGAUAGGUAUUGAAACUUUAAUAAGAAAAAAUUUUGAAAAAUCAAUUAAUGAAUUAUAUAGAAGUGGUAUAUCACUUUUUGUUACUUCAGGUGAUCAUCCAGAAACAUUAAAAGCUGUUGGUAAAUAUAUGAUAAAAAAAAUUAAUGAAAAAAAAAUAAAAUUAUCAUCAAAAGAAUGUAAUGAUGAUAUUGAUAAAAGAUCAGAAAAAAAAGUAGAAGUUAUUCAUUGUGGUAGUUUACAUCUUUUAAAUGAUUAUCAUUGGAAAAAAUUAUUAAAUUAUAAUGGUAUUGUAUUUUUUGCUCGAACAAAACCAGAAGAUAGAUUAGAAAUUGUUAAAAAAUGUAGAUAUUAUAAUGAAAAAGUUACCGUGACUGGUCAUGGUAUUCUUGAUUCACCAGCAUUAAAAGAAGCUAAUACAGGAAUUGUUGUUAAUGCUAUUGGUAGUAUAUUAGCACAGGAAGCUGCUGAUGUUAUAGCAAAAGAUACAACACUUCAAGCAAUAACAGAAGGUAUAAAUGAAGGAAAACUUUUACAUAAAAAUUUUAAUAAAAGUAUUGCAUAUACACUUUCACAUAUGCUACCACAAUUACUUCCUACAUUAAUGAUAUUUAUAUUUAAGUUUCCCCUAAUUUUAAAUUCUAUUCAACUUAUUUUAAUUGAUUUAAUUACUGAAUUACCACCUUCUAUAUCAUUGAUAUAUCAAAAAGAAGAUAAACUUGAAAAUCCAAAAAUUAAAGCAAAAACUAAAUCAAAUUUAAUUCCAUGGAAAUUAUUAUCAUAUUGUUAUAUUCAAAUAGGAUCUGUAAUGAGCAUUGGAUGUUUAUUAUCAUAUUUUUUAACUUAUCUUCAUUAUGGUAUUUAUCCAUCACAGAUCUCAUCAUUAAAUAUAUCAAUAAUACCAAAUGAUAAACAAAUUAUACAAGAAGCUAGUGGUGCAUGGCAUGUAACACUUGUAAUAUCACAAGUUUUUCAUAUUUUUAGUUGUGCUACAUAUAGAACUUCUAUUUUUAGAAAACCAAAAUUUAAUAAAGUCCUAAUUUUGGCUGUCUUAUUUGAAAUACUUAUUACUACACUCAUACUAACAAUUCCAUUUAUUAAUAAUUGGUUAUUUAUAAAACCACCACCAUACUUUGUUUAUAUUAUUGCAAUUGCAACAGGAAUAAUUAUAACAUUAUACAAUGAAGUCAGAAAAUUUUUAAUACGUCGUAGCAAUAAGUAUUUAUGGGUUAAGGUAUUUACUUGGUAA